Molecule: messenger RNA, 1919 nt
Organism: Oryza sativa Japonica Group (Japanese rice)
Lineage: Eukaryota; Viridiplantae; Streptophyta; Magnoliopsida; Poales; Poaceae
Source: RefSeq, a predicted model, not a curated record
AAUCUCCAAAGCGGUGGAACACCAGCCCAGCCGCUCAGCCUCGCAGAGUCGCCCCGCGCGGCUCGGCCGCUCACCCACCCGUAACGCCGUCACGAGACGGCGCUAGCCCGGUGGGGAGGUGGCGCGAAUCCGAGGCGCCGCCUCCUAAUUUUUCCCGCGCCCCACCCCGCGCUGUGGCGGCUGUUCCUCCUCCUCCUUCCCCCGAUCCCCAACUCCUUCCAACUCACAUGGCGGCGGCGGCGGCGGCUGCGUCCGUGGCGAGUCAAGCGCAGGCCGUGCUCCGCGGCAGGCUCUGCGACCAGGCCGUCGUCCACUCCGCCCUCAGGUCCUCGCCGGACACCAACUACAGUAAGCUGAAGUACCUCGUCGCCAGCUCCGUCUCCGAAGCCUGCAACAACUCCGUCCUACUCCUCGGCCCCCGCGGCUGCGGAAAAGCCGCGGUGAGGUUUUCCUUCCUAGUAUACUCUUCUGCCCCACUUUCAGCGGUUUUCUCGGAUGCGGGGGUGGUGUUCGACGAAAUGUGCCAGUGGGCGAUCUACGACUUUACGCUAUGGGUUGUUUCGGCAUGGACUGAGGUGGUCGACAUGGUUCUAGAUGAUCUGAAGAAGGAUCAUCCUGAUGCAAUAUCAGUGAUCAGGCUGAAUGGGAUGCUACAUAGUGAUGACAACUGUGCCACGAAGGAAAUUGCGAGGCAACUUUGUUUGGAACAUCAGUUAUCAUUUUCCAAAAUGGCUUCUUCAGAUGACAACACGGAAUUCAUGAUUGACAUGUUACGGGAGUGUGGACUAGCUCACAAGACAAUAAUUUUUGUCCUAGAAGAGUUUGACCUCUUUGCUCAGGGGAAGCAGAGGUUACUCUAUAGCUUACUUGAUGCAAUGCAAUCUCUCACCUCACAAGCUGUUGUUAUUGGUGUGAGUUGCCGAUUGGAUGCAGACCAACUCCUAGAGAAAAGGGUUAGAUCCCGGUUCUCUCAUAGGAAGCUUCUGUUUGUUCCUUCUUCAGUGGAUAGUUUACAGAGGUUAAUGGAGCACUUGCUAGCACUUCCUGAAGAUUCUCCCUUACCAACAAAGUAUGUCAGGGAGUACAAUGCACGGAUUACUAGCAUUUUCAAUGACAAAAAGUUCAAAGGAAUUCUCAGCUCCCUCACUGAUGCUGACGCAACAACAAGCCACAUCCUUAGAUUUCUUUUCAGAGUGGUGUCAUACAUGGACAUAGAUUCUGGACUUCUGUCAAUGCAAAGCUUCAUGAAUGCGCUAUCUUCGAUGCAGAGGCAGCCUAAGAUGGACAGUUUGCAAGAUCUCUCCAUUUUGGAACUAUACAUUCUUGUAUGCAUGAACAGGCUAGAAGAUAAGGAGAAAAGUUCAUACAACUUUAUCACUAUUAUGAAAGAGUACAAAUCUGUGCAGGAUGCCUACAAAACGUCGGACAAAUAUUCACACACUGUUUGUUUUAGAGCUUUUGAGCAUCUUUUGGAUCGCGAGUUGAUUAGCUUUGCAGACAACAAAGGGAGAAAUCAGGCGCUUGAAUAUCGUCCUGUCAAACUUCUGAUAUCUUCACGUGAGCUUGCUGAGUCCCUCAAGUUGAACACGACCUGCCCUGCUGUUUUGCAGAAGCUUCUUGACCGUGAAAGAUACAUGUAAAAGUUUCUAUAUGUUUGCUAAGUUGAUACUGGUUCAAGUGCUGGCAUACUUCUUUCUUCUUUGUUACUCCCUAACACCGUGUUGGAACAUCCUAUCUACUGCAAAGAGAUUUACCUUGAAGAUGAAAAAGGUAUAUCGGUCUCUGGCAAGGUAACAAACUAACAACACACCAUUUCACUCGAUGCCCUCCCUCUUGUGUGCAUGGAUGAUACUUGAGAAGUUCAACGCAAGGUAAACGCACUAGUGCACUACUGUGCUAGUAAAACUUUAACUGGAUUA